CUCAGGUGAGAACACGGUGUUCACUGUGAAAGCAGAAGGUCGUAUAUUUUAUUUCAACUUGGGCAAACAAACCUAUUAUUUUGCGCUGUAUACUUUUCUUGGGAAAAAUGACAAAGGAUACUGGGAGCAACCCAGGAAAAUACUGGAUUGUGACAAGAAACAUCAUCUUUUUGGGAAUUUUGCAGACAGCCAUAUUGCAUUUAAAAUCGCGAAAUAAUCUGGCAAACCUUGCUAUUUAAAUAGAGCCUUAUUACAAAACUUCAGUGGUUUUCAUCCUACAAAUUUUUUACUGUAAACAGAGCUGUGUGCCUUUUUAACUCAUUUUUUUUAACCUUUUUAAACAAUGGAUUACCACAAAUGGUUGUUUGCGUUUGUUUUCUGGACAUUUCUCAAGCAAAGUAAUUUCAUGAGUCAGUCUUGCUUUAAUAGCAGUUACAUGAUGAAUGUUGUGUUGUUGGAUGACGACGUAUCGCCGUGGAGCAUCAACUUUGUGAAGCCAGCCGUUAUGAGAGCUAUUCAACAUGAUUCGGAGAUCAACCUUAAACAUGGUGUGAAUCGCAAUUUAACAGUUAAUUUCAAAGGAUUUCAAACCAUUUAUUACCUGAAAAAAGGCUGCACCAGUAGCGCCUGCGAGGGAGUUGAAGUUUUAAAUGAUCUUAAGAAUACAGGUGAGUUGGGAUGUGCUCUCCUCGGACCAACCUGCACCUAUGCUACUUUCCAAAUGGUUGAUCUUGAGAUUGGCUUGGACAUCAAUAUGCCCAUCAUCUCAGCAGGAAGCUUUGGACUCUCAUGUGAUUUUAAGAGAGAUCUGACUCGUCUUUUACCUCCAGCAAGGAAAAUAUCUAGCUUCUUUGUUUCCUUCUGGGAGUUCAAUGAUCAUAUCAAGGCUACAUGGAAAACCGUAUAUAUAUACAAGAAACAGAAUAACACUGAGGAUUGUUUUUGGUACAUGAAUGCUCUUGAAGUGGAUUCCGCCCCUUUUUCCUCCAGUUUGGAGAAGCGAGUUGUUCUACGAAGAGAGGAGGAGCUCAUUGAGGCUUUGACCAAAAGAAAUCGAGAGAGUAAUUUGUUCAUUAUGUGUGGAACGCCUGAAGACAUUAUGGAUCUGAAGAAUGACACUCUGUUGAACUAUGAUCAUGAAAAUGCUUUUCUUCUGAUUGAUCUUUACAAUGAUGUCUAUUACAAUGGUUCAUCUAAUGUUGCUAUGAGGAAUGUUCUGGUUCUAACAAUGCCCAAUACAAGAAGUUACACCAUAGACACUUCUGACAACAACACGAUGAAUGAUUAUAUUGCAGCAUAUCAUGAUGCAGUACUGCUAUUUGGACAGGUGAUGAGAAACAUUAUGGACAGCUCAAACUUUCAGCAGAUCGGGACAGUGAGCAUUAACUAUUUCAGAAAUGUGUCUUUUAAAGGUAUAGCUGGAGAUUAUGAGCUGGACGAGUUUGGUGAUAGAGAUCUGAUAUUUUCUUUGAUCUACACUAACAACGACAAUGAGUACCAGGUACUUUAUGAGUUCAACACUUCCACCAACCAUACAUAUUUAAAGGACGACAAUCCUUCUUUUAUUUGGCCUCAGCACCGUCUACCUGAAGACCGUCCAAACAUUAAAGGCCAGCAAGUCCAGGAUAUUGUAAUAACACUGAGCGCGACUGUUGUUGGAGUGAUGGCUACACUUGCCUUCAUCUUUUACUGGCAAAACAGAUCUUAUCGUAACAUGCAGAAGAAAUGGUCUCAUAUUCCAGCAGAGCUUAUUACACCUUUAGAGAUGAAUGAGCGAAAUAUGAUCAGUUUGAAGAUUGAGGAGGACUUUAUAAAUAACAGUUACAAAUUACGCCGUGCACGCUAUGAUAAAAAGAUUGUUAUCCUUAAUGAAUUAAAGUACACAGAUGGAAGUUUCACUGAGGAACAGAGGAGAGAACUCAACGCGCUUUUGAAAAUAGAUUAUUACAACCUGACCAAAUUUUAUGGCACAGUCAAGUUUGACCAUGAAGUUUUUGGAGUGUUCGAGUAUGGAGAGCGGGCAUCUCUUAGACAUGUGCUUAAUGAUAAGAUUUCAUACCCAGAUGAGACUUUCAUGGACUGGCAGUAUAAGAUCUCGGUCAUGUAUGACAUUGCAAAGGGCAUGUCUUAUCUCCACACAAGCAACAUUGCUGUCCAUGGGCGACUUAAAUCGACCAACUGUGUGGUGGACAACCGUAUGGUAGUGAAGAUUGCAGACUUUGGCUUCAAUACAAUUCUCAGUCCCAGUAAAGAUUUGUGGACAGCCCCUGAACACUUGCGAAAACAGGGGAUUUCUCAGAAAGGAGAUGUGUACAGUUUCGCCAUAAUUUCCCAGGAGAUCAUGAUGAGGAAGUGCACAUUUUACACACACACCUGCUCUGAUCGUGCUGAGAAGCUGGCCAGAGUGCAGUAUCCCAGUCUGACCUCUAUUUUCAGACCUGAUCUAAACUUUGAGAACGCAGGCGAAAAAGAACAAGAGGUGUGCAUGCUAAUCAAAAACUGCUGGGAUGAGGACCCAGACAGAAGACCAGACUUUAAAAAGAUAGAAAUCACACUACGAAAGAUUGUCAGUCUUGACAACCAGGCAAAUGAGAGUUACAUGGAAAAUCUGAUUCGGAGGUUGCAGAUGUAUUCCCGUAACCUGGAGUGUCUGGUUGAGGAACGUACAGCUCUGUACAAGGCUGAAAGAGACAGAGCAGACUACCUAAACUUCAUGCUUUUGCCUGGACCGGUUGUGCGCUCUUUGAAGGAAACUGGAAUAGUGGAGCCUGAGCUCUUUGAAGAAGUCACCAUCUACUUCAGUGACAUUGUAGGCUUCACCACAUUAUGCUAUUACAGCACACCCAUGGAGGUGGUGGACAUGCUUAAUGACAUAUACAAGCGCUUUGACAGCAUCCUUGACAAUCAUGAUGUCUAUAAGGUAGAGACGAUUGGUGAUGCCUACAUGGUGGUCUCUGGUCUGCCUCGACGGAAUGGAAACAGACACGCAAUGGAUAUCUGCCACAUGGCUCUGGAUAUCUUGGCCUUUAUGGGCACGUUUGAGUUGCGCCAUCUGCCCGGGCUGCCCGUGUGGAUCCGUAUUGGUGUGCAUUCAGGCCCAUGUGCUGCUGGUGUAGUGGGAAUUAAAAUGCCCAGAUAUUGCCUGUUUGGAGACACCGUGAACAUAGCAUCUCGAAUGGAGUCCACAGGUUUACCAUUAAGAAUACAUGUGAGCGAGUCAACCAUCAGCAUUCUCCAACGCACAGACUGCAAGUUUGAAUAUGAAAAGAGAGGAGAAACAUACCUAAAGGGUAAAGGUAAAGAGACAACGUACUGGUUGACAGGAGUUACAGGGCAAGAUUAUAACCUACCGAUGCCUCCAACAGCGGAAAACAUGCAACACCUGCAACAAGAUCUGUCUCAAAUGAUCAAGACUUGCCUAGAGCAGCGUCCCACUAGCACGAGGAAAAGAAAGACCCUGUCGACGCGCCACAAGAGGCUAGCAGCUGAAGCAGACAUGGAGAGCACAGACCAACCAGAGUAUCUGAUUCUGGUCACUGGUGACAGCCUAAGCACAUAUCUGUAAGCCCAUCCCUAAACAAACAUAUAUGGACAUUUAUACUAAAUGUUUUAAAAUGGACUUCAGUGUAAACACUGCGAAAUGUACAUACUUUAUAUUUGGAUAAAAAACGUAUACUUUAUUUAUCCUGUUAUUAAGUUACUCUCUAUUACUUUCUAUUACUAUUAUUACUGUCUAUUACUUUGAAUUAGACUUUGCAUUUAAUAUUUCCCUUAAUAAAGAUCUAGUAGUCCUUGACACAGAUGCCAUAAGCUAAGCUUUAAAUGCAAUUACAUAAAUGGGCAGUUUCCUGGACAGGGUUUGGAUCAAUCCAGGCUAGUGUGCAACUUGGGACAAAACAAUGGCACUGAUAUAUGUUAAGAAAUUUUUAAAGGCAGCUCAAACAUGCAUUUUAAUAUGGGACUA
Molecule: messenger RNA, 3964 nt
Organism: Paramisgurnus dabryanus
Lineage: Eukaryota; Metazoa; Chordata; Actinopteri; Cypriniformes; Cobitidae
Gene: gucy2cb
Product: guanylate cyclase 2Cb
Biological process (GO): intracellular signal transduction; protein phosphorylation; receptor guanylyl cyclase signaling pathway
Cellular component (GO): plasma membrane
Molecular function (GO): protein kinase activity; ATP binding; guanylate cyclase activity
Source: RefSeq, a predicted model, not a curated record